Molecule: messenger RNA, 2304 nt
Organism: Canis lupus familiaris (dog)
Lineage: Eukaryota; Metazoa; Chordata; Mammalia; Carnivora; Canidae
Gene: SLC19A1
Product: solute carrier family 19 member 1
Exons: 6
Coding region: 198-1706 (502 amino acids)
Biological process (GO): methotrexate transport; folate transmembrane transport
Cellular component (GO): plasma membrane; apical plasma membrane; basolateral plasma membrane
Molecular function (GO): folate:monoatomic anion antiporter activity; folic acid binding; methotrexate transmembrane transporter activity
Source: RefSeq, a predicted model, not a curated record
GUCUACAGCCGCGAUGGCCAGAGGGCUUGACUUUCCUCUUUGGAGUGGGAAACUACGUCACACGAUCUGGGGGGAGGAUUUUUCACCGCGGAUGUAAGGAACCCCCCUUGUGAACCGGGGAGAGUGGUGGCUGCGUUAGAAGACGGCGAGGCAGGACCGGCAUCGCCUCCUCCGGGGCUGCGGGGGGCCCGGGCAGCAUGGUGCCCUCCGGCCCGCUGGCGCAGAAGCAGGCGGCCCUGGAGCCGGAGCCGGGGCCGGACGCGGAGCGCAAGCCCUGGAGGUGCCUGGUGUUCUACUUGUGCUUCUACGGCUUCAUGGCCCAGCUGCGGCCCGGGGAGAGCUUCAUCACGCCCUACCUCCUGGGCCCCGAUAAGAACUUCACGCUGGAGCAGGUCACCAACGAGAUCACGCCGGUGCUGUCGUACUGCUACCUGCUGGUGCUGGUGCCCGUGUUCCUGCUCACCGACUACCUGCGCUACAAGCCGGUGCUGGUGCUGCAGGGCCUGAGCUACGUGGCCGUGUGGCUGCUGCUGCUGCUGGGCACGUCGGUGCGGCACAUGCAGUGCAUGGAGCUCUUCUACAGCGUCACCAUGGCCGCGCGCAUCGCCUACUCCUCCUACGUCUUCUCGCUCGUGCGCCCCGCCCGCUACCAGCGCAUGGCCGGCUACUCGCGCGCCGCCGUGCUGCUCGGCGUCUUCACCAGCUCCGUGCUGGGCCAGCUGCUCGUCACCCUGGGCCGGGUGUCCUUCUCCACGCUCAACUACGUCUCGCUGGGCCUCCUCAUCUUCAGCCUGGUCCUCGCCCUGUUCCUGAAGCGCCCCCGGCGCAGCCUCUUCUUCAACCGCGACGGCCCGGCCCGGAGCGGGGCCUCGCCCUCCGAGCUGGACCGCAUGAACCCGGACGCCCCGCGGGGCGCGGCGCGGCUGGGGGCCUGGCGGGACUGGACGCUGGUGCGCAUGCUCCGGGAGCUGGGGGACAGCCUGCGGCAGCCGCAGCUGCGCCUCUGGUCCCUCUGGUGGGUCUUUAACUCGGCGGCCUACUACCUGAUCGUCUACUACGCGCACAUCCUGUGGAACGUGGUCCACACCACCACCGUCUACAACGGCGCGGCCGACGCGGCGUCCACGCUGCUGGGUGCCAUCACCUCCUUCUCCGCGGGCUUCGUGAAGAUCCGCUGGGCGCUGUGGGCGAAGCUGGUGAUCGCGAGCGUGACGGCGGUGCAGGCGGGGCUGGUGUUCCUCAUGUACAGCACCAACAGCAUCUGGCUGUGCUACGUGGCCUUCGUGCUCUUCCGUGGGGCCUACCAGUUCCUGGUGCCCAUCGCCACUUUUCAGAUCGCGUCUUCCCUCUCUAAGGAGCUCUGUGCCCUGGUCUUCGGGGUCAACACAUUCCUCGCCACCGUCCUCAAGACCAUCAUCACCCUCAUUGUUUCUGACAAGCGGGGCCUGGGCCUCCCGGUCCACUCGCAGUUCCUCAUCUACUUCGGGUACUUCCUCGUGCUGUUUGUCAUCUACCUCUUGGGGGCCAUCCUGGUGAUCGUGCAGCACAUCCAGGAGGCCCGCCGUGCGCCCCCGGAGCCAGGUAGCCCUGCAGAGAAGGCCAUACCCAUGCUGAGCACACAAAGCAGUGGCCUCAGCAACCUGCAGCCCACAGCCCCGCCACAGACCUCCCCGGAGCAGCACCCGCAGCCCGAGGCCAAAGCCUGACGCAGCGCGGCCACCGGGAGGCCAGACUCCUCCGACACCAGAGGCCACUCGCCAUCGUCCUCCGCACCCUGGGGCCUGUGCAUCUCAGACCGGACUCCCCCACUGACCCCGUGGCAGGGGGCCCACCCCUUGGGCGAUGCCAGCGUUCAGAGCCACUGACUAACGGGGAGCCCUGCACAGCGCGUCCCUGUGACCUGCCCCUGGGGGGCUGCCUGCCUCAGGGGGGCCUUGGCUUGGGUGGCGGAGGCCCAGGGACUGUGCCCCUCUGCCCUGCUAGGUGCUGUGGCCCUGUCCCUGGCCUGCUGGGGACACUCAGGCAGCUGCUGGGCACUGUGGGCUGGUCUGCUGUCCCCUGCCCACAUGUGGCGGGCGGGGGGAGCUCACAUGCCCACCAGGCCUCCCCACUGUCAACCCCCCUUGGGAGACAGGCCCUGCUUAUCCCUGGGGACCAGUGAGGGGCCCCAGACGCCAGCCCUGGGGACUCAGGCCCCGCUGGGCAAGGCUGUGGGUAAACAGAUGAGGCCAGUUGUCUAGGUAGUUGCUUUAGAUAAAUGCUCUUUUUUUUAAAAAAAAAAAAGAUCUAAAUGAGAAACCGUAA